AUCUGGGACUCUGUAUUAAUUUCAUUAAUCUCCGUUUAAAGGAUUAGGGAUAAGGAUAUGGAACUUCUAAACGGUCGAGUGUUCAAGUAUCAGUUUCGUCGAAUUAAAUAAUAUAAACGGAAAAAAGUGUUUCAGGCUCUUCCGACUUUCAUGACAUCUUGUUUAAGAACUCAAAUUGAUCUGAAAAGCUCAGUGCACAAAGAACGUAAAGAAGAAGUACUUCUUUUUAAAGGUGGCAAUCAGGCCGUUUAAUCAAGAUGGCAAGACCAAUUCUCAGCAGGCCGCGUACGCGUGUCUAUGGUUGCAACUACGAUAAAGGGGAAUCGUAUUAUAAACCGAUGGUUGAUCAUCUAGACCGGAAAUACAGUGGACGUCCACUCUUCCCUGAACCCAGAACUUCGUUAGCCGACGAGAUCGCGGCCAGCCGAAACGACCUCGGCUCGCGUGACCUCUCUGGUCCUCGCUCCAAUACCCUGAACCGUGACCUUGACCUUGAGAUAGACCCUCUGAUCCGCAAUCCGCAGUUACCGUCCAUCUCCAACGACCCUCUGUUCGACGAAAACGAGGAGAUCGUCUACGACAGCCGUGGGCAACGCAGUCGGCGUCGUCUCGCUGAAAAUUUCGUCAACGACGUAACCGCGACCACGCAGCACCUCAAAGCGAAAUUAGCUGCGAUCGGAUUAGAUGAAGAGGUCGACGCUGCGUUGACUAAGCCGUUACGGCGCCUGCAACGCCAGGAACAGGACACACUGGACAGCGGUCUGUUCUCCGCGAGGAAAGAUGUGAAAGAGAUGAUGAAGUCGACGUUCGAGGACGCAGAAGCAGCCAGCUACAAGAGACGCUCCAAGAUCAUCGACGACGUGGACCUCGUGGGCGAGAAACCGAUGUUAAUGAAGUGGACCAAGCUGAUCAACGAAGAGGACACGUUGCCUAGCGCGGCCGCGACCAGAGCCAGACAGACCAAAGCACGUCUGAACGAUUUAGAAUCCGAAAUGGAGGAACUGUCCGAAAGACAAGCGAAAAGAGAGCGCAGGGCGGCCGCGCUUAGAGCGCUGAUCAACGAAACUGCGGCUGAAAACGAGAGCAUUCAGGAACAAUCGUCUCUCCUUAGUAAGAAGGUUUCGAUUCGCGAGCGCUCGGAGAAACACGUCACUUUUUAAAUGUUUCCGUGAUAGAUGAAAGACUUUUGUUUCUAAUAUUAUUGAUACUUGAUGGGAAUCAAAUUCGGGUUAGAGUUUGUUGAUGGAAGUUUUGAUUCUUGUAAAUGGAAUAUGUACCGGGGAUUUAAAGUCGCAGAAACGACGUGGUAUAAUUGUUUGGAAACUACUACUCGUUAUAUGGACGUAUCGUGGAUGGUAUUUUGAAGGGAAGAGAAAUUAUUGACGAACGAAAUCAGUGUCAACAAUGAGAACAGCUAUAACAUAGAGGAAUAUGAUAACAGCUGUAAUAUUUGUAUGUAUAAGGAAAUCUUUACGAACUCUACAGUGCAAUUUCCAUUUGGAGUGAAACUACUAUAAUGAUCAUAAUUUCGAUAGUGUUUGAUUUGUAUGAAGUAACAAUAAUAUUAAACGAAGUCGACAAAUCGAUCUUCUGUGUCAUAAAGGAUGAUCUAUGAGAAUUGAUAUUUUAUUUAUCUUACCUUAACAUUUCGAGAAGUUCAUAUUACUUAAAUGGUGAUCCCAUAUUUGUACUUAUAUCAUUUCAAUAUUCGAUUAAUUAUUUUUUUAUCAUUUACGAUCGAUGCAUUAUCAGAAGCAAACAGUUCGAUCUACGUAUUUACGUGACAAAGAUAUUUGUAUAAGAUUGUUUCAUGUAGUAGAAAUACAUCAGCAGUGCCAUAAAAAAUACGAUUCGACGCAAUUGCUCAUUUUAUACCCAGAAGUGUUUGCAAACGAUUAUCUAGUCAUAUACUUUUUUCCCUUAUGAGAAAGUAUUAUUAUAACAAAUGUUAGAUAUAAAUGUGUCACUGUGCAUAAUGUCUGUAGACUUAUCAUUUAAAAUUAGGAGAUUAUUAUUAUUAUUAUUAUUAUUAUUAUAAGUGACAUGGUAUGUAUUAGGCGAAAUUUGAAUAUUUAUUUUCAAAGAGA
Molecule: messenger RNA, 2087 nt
Organism: Nomia melanderi (Alkali bee)
Lineage: Eukaryota; Metazoa; Arthropoda; Insecta; Hymenoptera; Halictidae
Source: RefSeq, a predicted model, not a curated record